Molecule: messenger RNA, 339 nt
Organism: Adineta ricciae
Lineage: Eukaryota; Metazoa; Rotifera; Eurotatoria; Adinetida; Adinetidae
Source: the annotation of a GenBank genome assembly
AUGUCGUCUAUGAACAAGUUAACACUCGACGACGUUUUGUAUCAUAGCGAAAUCUUUUAUAAUUAUUUUCUUGGAAAAGUACUGAUCGUUCCACUAGGUAUGCGCGUUGUCCUACAUUUGUUAAAUUUGAUCGUUAUUUUAUGGACGGUUUAUGUUCGUCAUAUAAUAAUUGAAAUGAAAAACCUCAUUGUUGGACAAACGGGUCUGGAAGUAAACAAUUUCGAAAGAAUGAAACGACUCAGUAAAUUCAAUGCCCAUCAUCGUAAACUACUUUUUACUGUGCUCAUUCUCGUCGUAUUGAACUCUGCUUUACUUGACGCAACAAUGAUCGAUUUUUGA